Castor canadensis (American beaver) is the source of this 867-nucleotide messenger RNA. The record is from RefSeq and is a predicted model, not a curated record. NCBI's taxonomy places the organism in Eukaryota, Metazoa, Chordata, Mammalia, Rodentia, Castoridae.
UUUCCUCAGCUGCCCACCCGCCGCCAUGCCGCCCCUGCUGCCGCUGCGCUUAUGCCCGCUGUGGCUCUGCCGCCCUCCCACCCGGCUCCUCGCAGCGGCCGCCGGGCAGCGGUCUGGUCCCAGUAAUUAUUAUGAACUGUUGGGUGUGCAUCCUGGAGCCAGUGCCGAAGAAGUUAAGCGAGCUUUCUUCAUCAAGUCCAAAGAGCUGCACCCUGACCGAGACCCUGGGAACCCAGCCCUGCACAGCCGCUUUGUGGAGCUGAGUGAGGCAUACCGUGUACUCAGCCGUGAGCAGAGCCGCCGCAGCUAUGACCACCAACUCCGCUCAGCCAGCCCCCCAAAGUCUCCAGGAACCACAGCCCAUCCCAAGUCUGCCCCACAAACACACAGGUAUAAUAGACCUGUCCCCACUUGCUUCCACCCCCAAAUCUCCUGGGAGGAGAGCCUCAUCUCUACCUUGUCCCUUUUCCUUCUCAGAAGCUCCUGGGCACCCCCCAAUACUCAAUACUGGGCCCAGUUUCCUGGUGUGAGGCCCCAGGGGCCUGAGUCGAGACAGCAGCAGCACAAACACAACCAGCGGGUGCUGGGGUACUGCGUCCUGCUCAUGCUGGCAGGCAUGGGUCUGCACUAUGUCGCUUUCAGGAAGUUGGAGCAAGUCCACAGAAGCUUCAUGGAUGAGAAGGAUCGGAUCAUCACAGCCGUCUACAACGACACACGAGCCAGAGCCAGGGCGAACAGAGCCAGACUCCAGCAGGAGCGCCUGCAGAGGCAGCAGCAGCCUCCCUCCGGAACUCCCCCAGGCCCUGGGACCGUGCCCCCGGACACCAGCCCCUGAGGGGCUCACCUAGCUGAGACCAGUAGAGUGCC